CGCCAGUCUUUGGUUCUGAUCGCUGCCAACUUUUCUCUGUAAGCCGCGCGGGCUCGCGAAAUUUGGGAUGACAGUUCGCGAUAUUGCCAACACAUCACCAUGGACGUCUCUAGCCGACAAUCAGAGAUCCUCGGGCAAUUGGAGAAGAUGCGCAAGGAGAUUGCCAGAAAGGAACGCAAGUUGCAGAAACUGAAGCGUCUGUCUGCUCAGAAGAGAAGUUACGACAGCGCCGAAAACAGCUCCAUCGCGGUAGAAGACACUCGAUUGCUGGCUUCUCUUGGCGUUCGGUCACCUCUACGACCGCUUGAAACGACGCUUUCGCAAAGUGAAAUUUGCCAUUCGAAGCCGCUCCGGAGAAUAGAUCCGCAAGAAAAAACCAUUCAUUUACGGGAAACAGAAGUUGAUUUGUGGGAAACAGACGAAAGUGCCUGUGAACGCCGUUCGCACGUCGAUCGGACGCGAACCGAGAUCGGUGAACGCGAAGCGGCUGCCAGUGCCCAAGAUGGUGAAGUUCAGCAAUGCGGUGCGUCGGCAUGUGGAAGAGCUUCGUCGUCGGACGCGCUUCCCGGGCCAUCAAAGGGGGAACAGAAACACCCGUCGAGAGCCGAUGACUGCCGAUAUUCAAGCGUCGAGAGAUCGCCUGCUGAAAGAAGCUGUGAUUCUCGAGUACAACUCACCUCGCACUUCUCGCCAUAUCUCGUGAGCCCUGUCCACAGUCCACAUACUUCGGUCACGGAAGCAAGUGUAGAUCCUAUAUCUGCAGGCUGUAGUCCGGGAAAGGAAUUGUGUUCAGCAACCAGUCUUAACAUCUCGAAACGCGAAGACGUGGCAGUGCUUAGCACAGCUGAGUGUUUUCCUGCUGCUUUUGGGCCUAGCAAUCUACGAGGUGGAGUCAACCAACAUGGAAACCAAUCAGUGGGUCUAUUUCAACAAAAGGAAGAAGAUGGCAAGGACACUGCAAGGUCGUCUCAUAUCGGCAUUAUUGGUGGUGGAAGAAGCUCCAAACAGUCAUGUGUGACUUCUGCCUAUGUAGCCAUGCCAAAUGUGCAAUGCCACGAAAAGCAAUCAAUUGUUCAGAAUGAUGUCCAGUUGCUGCCCGUUCCAGACAGAGAGAACUUGCAUGACGAGCUUGUGGAUAACUCCCAGAAGGAGAUGUUUGAAGAGCAGGAGGUAUAUCUGUACAGCCAAGACAACAGAGACACUGUCACAGUUACUGAAGAGUCUGCAACUGAGAGCACCGAAAUGACAGAGCCUCAGUGGCAAACAACAGAAACUUCAGAUUCUCUCAGUUCCAAGUCAUGGUCUCCCAAGCGCAAGAGGCGGCGGACAAUGUGCAAGCCACCGGCACUAUCGGCCGCUGCAGACACAAAAAGCUACAAUUUCAGACAACGAAGGCUUUCUCACAGCCCUCCUGUAAUGAGACCAAUGAGCAGAGAGGCCAAGAAUGUCCUGGGCGCUUUUCAAAGGCUCAUUCAACAGGCACGUCAGCUACCCGUCUCUACAUUUCAGCUGCAAUUUGAGAAGCUGGGCUUGCAUCAAUAUUGGGAUGCGAAGGGCAUGUCUGGCUAUCAAGCAAAUCUACAGAGGCUUGAAAAUGGGUUUUGUGGUAGCUUGUUGUCAGAGGACUGUUGUGAUGAGACGGCCGUUCGCACAGAUGUAGAACAGGUCAAGGGACGCAUGAAUACUGAUAGCCCUUCUGUGCUCCAGACACCAAUGUCCUCUAGGAGGUUUGAAUCGGCUUCCGUAGCUCUGUCGCUCUUGCCAGACAAGAGAAAUAAAAUGCCACAGAACGCAACAGACUGUGAAAAACGAGAGACCCGACGUAGUCGCCGCCAGAAAGGACAAUCUUCUGUUUCUUCGGGCUCUGCUCAACUGGAAAGUAUCGCAACCUCUACUGUGGCUCCUGGUGGCUGGUCCAGCAGAAAGGGGAGGUCGAUGCCUGGUAUUGUUGUGCGCAGUGUCAGCAACAUGACUGAUGACUGUAGUCGAGCCACUGAUGCGGAGCCAAAAGAAUCUUCUCCAGUUUGUGAGCACACAACACCUAAUGUGCAACUGCCGGAAGUGGCUCGGUUCCCAGGUGGCAGAACUGCAAGCCGUGCUGUGGAUCAGUGUUUUAGAAAACAGUGUGAAAAAACUGAGACGCCAGUGUCUUCGACAACUGUCUGUGAAGUUGCCGCUUUACCCGAGGAGGUUGAACAAAGCUCGAUGUGCGUACACACAAGUCGGGAAGUGUCAGGUGUAAGUGUUAGCACAGCUAUAGACUCCUGUGAAAUUACUGCUGUUGAAGUUCAGAAGCACACGGUAGUGGAAACGUGUUUGCAUGACGUCGGCAGCACUUCCAGAAACCUAACUACUAGUCCACAAGAGCCCGGAAAUCAUGUGCACCUUGUAGACACGCAAAAUAGUUGUAGAACUACAAGGAAAGUGUUUACUGCUUUAACACGUGUGCUUGAUUGCAAAGACAAGUGUUCUUCACAAGAACUUGACAGAAAUGGUCGGCAACUAGAGAACAUAAGGUGCACAAUGUCGUCCACACGGAGUGAUGUUUGCGAACCAGUCAAUGGGCAAGGUUCAGAGUGUAGCGACGGCGAAGAUGCUUUGGCAGCAACAAGUCCAGCGCACAGCAACCUGUUCACUCAGAGUGAAGAAAGUGACAGUGCUGGAGGUGAAAUCAACGAGUUUGUCACCACUGUUGUAGCACAGCUUAAUCCACGGAUGAGUGGUGCUGCAGACCACAGGCCUGUGGAUCAGCCGCAGGACAGCCAGGCUCGUCAGAGUGACAGUGCGACUCCUGACAAUAUAGACCUACCUGAAAGUCUGACUCCAGAACUAGCCGGUACACCAAGGCACUUGUCACCAUCGCAUGGACACCAAGGUCUGCUUACAGAAGCUGAAAAAGGAGGACUGGAUAGCAAAGAAGAAGGUCUUGGCCAUGUUGCGGACAACACCAAGAAUGCCGAAUUCUCGUCUUCUUUACACACUUCCAGCAAGGCAUCGGAUCUUCCCUCAGGCUUUGCAGAACUUGCUUCUAGUACCUGUGCACCAUCAUGUGGCCUUUCUGGCAAAAAAGGAAUAGGCAGUGGCACCGAAGCUACAGAUGUGCAUUCUCAUCGCUCACCCAUUUUGUCUGCAGCUGAAGCAAGGAAGGCAGAAGAACAGACCGCCACUUGCCUGCCUGAUGCUGUUUCAAGGUGUGUUGCCAAGAAGCUCUUUGCUGAUGCCUCAGUUGGCAAGAAAGCUUCAGCCUCUAAUGCGGACUUGUCGGCCCUGUUGGACCCGCAAGUACUGGAAGGCAUGUUCGACGAGUGGUCGGAAGAUCUCGACAGCGCCGCUAGGCCUGUCAAUGCAGCAGACACCGACGACAGUGGAAGCAGGAGUCAGAGUUGUGCCAUUGCCAUCCAAAAAGAAUACUUGGUUAAUGAAGCGUCAGCAGCUGCUGGCGGCUGCAGAAACAGCAGUGCACGCCACACACCAGUCCAGAUAACACGCAGUGAACUUGGCAUGUUGCCACAGAGCUUGCAGAUACAUCAGUCAGGCGAUGAAUGCAGCGUUGACAGGGAACGCACUGACGGCCAAAACCACAGCCAGGGAACAGAGGAUGCAGAGGAAGCGGAAUGUGGCUCACCAGAUCCUGCACUUAGGGAUAGCAUUGAGGCACAAAGGAAGUUGCCAUCAGAAGACCAGUGUUCUCAGUCUGUUUCAAACUCCCUCGAAGCUCUUUCAGGCAUGUCAAGGUUUUCAGAUGAAAUGGAAGAAAGGGGUGUGCCAAGUGCCGAAGGCGACCAGCAGCUCGGCUGUGGAGACCUGAGCUCGCCUGUGCGGUCUGAUGGCAAGUGCGAUGGUUUGGGUGAAGAAGACCAUGAUGGAGCGGGAUGGGACAACACAGGCGUUGCAUAUGAAGAACCGGACCAAGUCACUACCUGUCAUCGUGGUUCCUUGCUUGGCACGUGCAAUCCCCUCCUGUUCUUCUGUGAGCUGAAGUGUGAGCAGGAGCAGCCCAUAACAAGUGUGCACCUGGUCCAAGCAGUGACACACCCAUUCCUGGUGUCAGUGCAAGCAUCCGCCAUCAAUGUCUGGCACUUGGAGCAGCACGGUUGGCAACACAGCCUGGUGAUGAGAAAGCUCAAAUUCUCUGUGGAAGAGGACCACUGCCUCCUGAGCUGUGAUCAGUGGACCGUCCUGGUGUACCUGAGUGCCAGGACGCCCAUGCAACUGCCAUGCCUGGAGUGGUACACGCACAAUGGCCAGGAUGGUAGCCAGCUCCUGCUCACACUGGGCAGCCUCGGCAGUGCAGAUGGCCUCUCGUUGAAGAGAAGUCAGCGCAUCUAUCGUAUAGCCAAGCUAAGCCGAGAGGGCUGGUUCGCAACUGCGCUAAGGACCACCGGCGGAGCCACGCUGUUGCGCGUUCAUCGGCUGUGUCACGUGCACGGAGAACUCGGUGAUGAGACGGAUUUGCUGGGAUGCACAUCAAGCCCGCUUGACUCGCUUGUCAACAUUGAAGGACAACGUGAUGCACUGCUCGGGAACUCUGCCAACAUAUUUUACGUGUGGGACUGCAAUGACAGGGUGCUGGUGAAGAAGAUGAUCCACGAGCCAGAUGUGUUUGGAGACCUGCAGCGCAUCUCCUGGUGCUGCUCUGACAGGGGCCUGUUGUUCGUGUUAAUGCAGUCAUUCGAUGAAGUGACGUCAACACUGGUGGCCAUGAACCCAUUUAGCUGUAAGGCUGAGGCAGUCAGCAGCUUGUCCUGGAAGCAGGCUACUAAGGCACAAGCUGGAGGCUCAAGGUCGUGUAGCAUUCGCGUUGAAGGUCGCUACAUGGCAUGUGUCGCCCCGGGCUACGGCGUACGGAUUUGGAACAUCUUCACUGGCAACCCCGUGGCCAACAUGUGGUAUCGCAGUUCAACAAGUGUGACAAUGACUGAGCUCUCUGGAUCAAUGGUGGCUGCUGUUGGAUUGGAUGACGGUCACGUGCUUGUGUUCAAUUCCUAGCAAAGUGCUGCAUCUACCAUUUCUUCGUGUUAUGGCAGGUGAGAUUUGGUGACCACUUGGCCUGCCAUCCCCAAGAAGAGUUCCUAGCAUGAAUGUACUCCACCAACCCGUACCUCAAGAAUAUGCGGUCAUGAUGUGCGUCACGGCACUCGAGUGACCUUCAUGAGCCAAAGUCAACAAUUCCAAACCUGUGCACCCUGGUAUUUAUUGUGUAUAUGUAUAUAUAUAUUAUUUGUAUAUAAGCAUUGCAUGUGUCACGUGUGUACUACCCUUGCCCUGUACAUACACUCACCUUGUUGCUGUACAAAAGUUUGUUGAACAAGAACAGAUAAGCAUGUUGUAUUCAUUGCUUGCCACAAGCUGUACAUAAAGAAAGUGUAUGCCAUGUGCCUA
Dermacentor andersoni is the source of this 5382-nucleotide messenger RNA. RefSeq lists its product as uncharacterized. NCBI's taxonomy places the organism in Eukaryota, Metazoa, Arthropoda, Arachnida, Ixodida, Ixodidae. Gene Ontology annotation, molecular function: protein binding. The record is from RefSeq and is a predicted model, not a curated record.